Gadus morhua (Atlantic cod) is the source of this 723-nucleotide messenger RNA. It is a transcript of the gene nppb, whose product is annotated as natriuretic peptide B. Gene Ontology annotation, molecular function: hormone activity; hormone receptor binding. Gene Ontology annotation, cellular component: extracellular region; cytoplasm. Lineage: Eukaryota; Metazoa; Chordata; Actinopteri; Gadiformes; Gadidae. Gene Ontology annotation, biological process: neuropeptide signaling pathway; cGMP biosynthetic process; negative regulation of systemic arterial blood pressure. The record is from RefSeq and is a predicted model, not a curated record. The transcript has 3 exons. Bases 16 to 519 code for a protein of 167 amino acids.
CAGUAUAAAAGAAACAUGCUCACCGAGGGUCAGAAACCAAGAAAGCCUCCGAGCAAAGACACGAAGGGAACAGAAACCAAACAAACAGAAGACAAAAUGCAACUGUCCCAUCUCUCACUGCUCUGCCUCGGUCUGCUCGUCAACCUGCAGGUGUUCAGAUCGCAUCCCGUCAACACCGGCCUGGGCGGUAAUGACGUUGACCUCUUAAAGACGCUACUCCGCAGACUAGAGGAGUCUCUACCGGCGGAGACAAGGAUGGAUCAACUGCCCAUGGAGAGGGAGGACGUUUUGGACGUCGACAUAGCCGCUAAGCCGGACAGCGACCAGGAAGAGUUUCAGGCGAGGCUGGAUGAGGCCGCCAUUAGGGAGUUCCUCUCGGCCAAGAACUUGAAGUCCGUCCGGAACAACGACUCCGGCCGGAAGUCGUCCAACUGCUUCGGCGGGAGAAUGGACCGGAUCGGCUCCAUGAGCUCCCUGGGCUGCAACACCGCCAGCAGGUUCACUUCAAGGACAAGAUGAUGUCUGAACAAAUGAAAACCCUGCAAGCUCUCCACCAAAGAAUAGCCUAUUUUUAUUCAUAGCAUAUUUAUUUAAUUAUAUUUAUUAUUACUUUGUUUGUCCUGACAUCAAAUAUGAAUGUGUAACGAUGUGUGAAUGCUCUUGAUAUAUGCCUACUGCUGAAUGGUAAUUAAUAAUUCAUUAAUAAAUGUUUACAUCUAUGCA